Messenger RNA from Cotesia congregata, 1563 nucleotides. The record is from the annotation of a GenBank genome assembly. NCBI's taxonomy places the organism in Eukaryota, Metazoa, Arthropoda, Insecta, Hymenoptera, Braconidae.
AUGUUUUUUAUUACAAGAAAAUUAUUUAAAGUAAUAAAAGUUAAAACAAAAUUAAAAUCGGUAAAAAAAUAUUUAUUAAAAACAAUGAAAUCUAUGAUAAUAUUAACAUCAAUGGAGAAUAUUGUCAGUGAAGAAAGUUCCCCUCUAUUGAUUACCGGAAAAAUAUCACUUUUUACAAAAUUGUCAUAUUCAUUAGGACAUGUCUUUAAUGAUCUUGCAGCAGCAAUGUGGUUUUCAUAUACACUAUUAUAUUUACAAAGAAUAACCAAGUUAGAGCCAUUAACUGCUGGUGCUCUAUUGUUAUUAGGUCAACUGGUUGAUGCAUUAAUGACACCAAUUUUUGGAAUACUUGUAGAUAAAUAUAAUAAAAAAAAAUUUUGGCACAUUAUUGGAUCAGUCCUUGUUGCAUUGUCGUUUCCAGUUAUUUUUGGAAAUUUUUUACAAAAUAUUAAAAAUAAUUAUAUUUCAAUGAUUGUUUACAUUGUUAGUAUUAUUAUUUUUCAAACUGGGUGGGCAGCAGUUCAAAUUUCUCAUUUAUCAAUGAUACCUAUGUUGACUAAUUUACCAUUAGUACGAGCAGAAUUAACAGCUAUUCGUUAUUCAGCACAAGUAACUGCGGCUGUUUUCCUUUUUAUAAUCACCUGGAUUGUUUUACCUACCAAUGAAAAUUCAAUGAUUAAAUUAAGUGACCAAGACGACAUUAAAUUUCGAAAUAUCGUACUAAUUGUAACAACGUGCGGUGUUACAGCAACAAUACUAUUCCAUGUAUCGUUAAAGUCACAUUUAUUGGAACAUAAUCAACGGAAUAAUGUUAUUGAUUCUCCAACCACUACUGAUUUAUCAUCGAAAAUAAAUGAUAAAAAAUUAUCAAAAAACAUUACUAAACUAAACGAUUUGUAUGAUAACAAUUCAUCAACUAUAUCGAUAACAAAAACAACAACAACAACAACAACAGCAACAGCAACAACUACAACGAAAAGUAGUAUUGGUGUAAAAGUUUUAAUACGAGUGGCUUUAUUGUACGUUGCUAGUCGUUUAUUUAUCACUUUAGCGACAGUUUAUUUGCCACUUUAUAUUGAAGAAACAGAUGUUGGUGGUAAACAAGCAUUAGCAACUGUACCUUUAGUAUCAUACAUUGCAUCCUUUAUAUCAGCAUUGACGCUAAAAUAUAUAAACCAAUCAUGUGGUACUAAGAUUUGUUAUUUACUGGGUUCACUUAUUGGAAUAAUUGGAGCAGCUAUUACAAAAUUUGGUGGAAAUUAUGAAAUAAUAAUAUAUUUAAUAGCUAUUUUUAUUGGAAUUGCAAGUUCUAUAACAAUGGUUACUGCAUUAAGUAUUACAGCAGAUUUUAUUGGAAUUAAAACAGAAAAUAGUGCUCUUAUUUAUUCUAUUGUAACCUUUUUGGAUAAAAUAAUAACGGGAUUAUUAGUAGUUUUUAUAGAAAAAUGGCGAUGCUUAGAUAAAGAAUCAUGUUUAAAUUAUAAUCGUGAUACGCUGGCAGUAGUUUGUUGUGGGUCAAUGAUACUAGGACUUAUUGCACUUAUCUCAUUAUUUCGACGAUAA